Effrenium voratum is the source of this 538-nucleotide messenger RNA. Lineage: Eukaryota; Dinophyceae; Suessiales; Symbiodiniaceae. The record is from the annotation of a GenBank genome assembly.
GACUGUCAUGGAUCAUCCAGACAAUGCGGAGACCUUGCCCGUGGCAGCGGACACUCUGGCGGAUGAGCUGGCUUCCCCAACUAUCCCGUCUUCUGCGCCUGAGAGCACGUUGCUUGCGAUCUGCGACGACAAGGUCUCUGAGGAGCAGCUUGGCACUUUCAACAUGUUUCCUUUGGAUGCCACGGAUGGCGCGGCAAAGGACGGCGCGGCAAAGGAUGGCGCGGCAAAGGAUGACUUCAUCCUCACCAACAGCAUUCAGCGCGCGCAGAAGGACAAAAAAAAACAAGCUCAGAAGGAGGGGCGCAAAGCGAAAGCGCUGGACAAGGAAGCCAAGACAGCAGGCCAAAAAAAGUCUGCCAAAGCCAAAGCCAAACCACAGCUGACCACACCCAACUGCAAAGGGCAGCCUGCAGCCGGCGCCCCGCCCAAGACUUCAGACCCGGACUUGGCCCCCAGCAACGCAGCAGCCAGCAAGGGCGCAAAGCGCAAGAGCGAGCAGCUUGUGCCCAAAGACCAGCAGGACAAGCUGAGGGAGUAA